Messenger RNA from Eremothecium cymbalariae DBVPG#7215, 918 nucleotides. RefSeq names its product Lge1p (gene LGE1). Lineage: Eukaryota; Fungi; Ascomycota; Saccharomycetes; Saccharomycetales; Saccharomycetaceae. The transcript has a single exon. The coding region runs from base 1 to 918 and encodes 305 amino acids. The record is from RefSeq and is a predicted model, not a curated record.
AUGAGCGGUUCAGAUGAGAUAGACAGUAGUGGUGCACAACCGCCACCGCCACCACCUCCCCCUCCUCUUUCGCACUCUUCUGCUCCUUCCUCUUCGCAAGGAGCUGGUAUACAGCCAUCAUUCAGUGGAUCUUCCCAUAACCGUCAUCCACAAUCUCAGGGCUAUUAUCCUCGAAAUGAGGGUUUGAAUGGGACAGGCUAUCGCCAGCCCUUUUCUCGUGGAAAUAAUAUGGCUUACAGAGGUAACAGUGGUGGCAGAUAUCAUUCCAACUAUCAUGGAUACAACAACUAUUCUGGGGGCAGCGGCGGGCAGGUUCAAAGUUACUAUCAACGCGGAGGAUAUUAUAAUGGAUAUAAUGGAUCUUACCAUUUGCAGCAGCAGUCGCAACAUCAGCAUCAAUCGCACCAAUCGCACCAACCAUAUCAAGCGCACCAACAGCAUCAACCGCAUUCUCAACAGCACUAUCAACACUAUUACCAGGAUUAUCAUGGCUCAGCUCAUCCAGCCAGCAGUUCUGGUUCCUACCCAAGAUAUAAUCACGUUAACGCCAACAACACCACUCCAAAUAGCGGAACGCCCUCAGGAACAAGAUACAACAGCAACACUUCUAACCAUACGACAAAUGACGUUUCGCCUAUUUCUCAGCAACUAGAAACAAAGAAGAAGUUUGAAGUCAUCGAAAAUCCCAUAUAUUACCUAACAGAACUUGAUAAGUCUACAGAUGACCUAAAGAAACUUGAAGAUAUAAAAAAGGUCUUCCAGGAAAGUGAUGAACUCGACCAUAAACUAGAACAACAGAAACUUGUCAUGUGGAAAGCAGAAUUGGAACUAGUACUUCUGGAUACACAAUCCGAGAAGGACGCUUUAAAUGUACAGUUGAACCAGGAAAACCUGGAUGCUUUAUUAAUGGAAGGUUGA